AUGUCAAGCCACAAAGAGGAAAGAAUUAUAUUGAAUGUUGGCGGAAUUAAGUACGAGACAUACCGUUCAACGCUCACCGCUUAUCCUGAUACAAUGCUUGGUACAAUGUUCCAAGAAAGAAAUGGUUCGUUACUUCAUCCGACCAACGGCAAUGAAUAUUUCUUUGAUAGAAACGGAUAUGCAUUUCGUUUCAUAAUUGAGUUUUAUCGCACUGGUAAGAUUCUUUGGGAAGAACCAAUAACAUACAAUAACACAAGUUCUUUGAUGGUCACUCGUAAUGAAUUACAUGAAGAAAUAGAAUAUUUUCGUAUUCCAUAUAAUCUCGGUAUUGAUAAUAGAAGAGUGCGGUUCAAACAACGACCAGCCGAGGUUAUCGAUGUAUUCGUGUUAGUGCUAGAAUCAUUUAUUGACAUUGCCUUGCAGGAAUGGCAUGGUGAUGUCAAAAUAUAUCUUUAUGAGGAUAUGAUUUCUUUCAAGGCUUUUUUUGAUAAUGAGGACGUGUCGAAUCGUCAAUUUGCGGAUCCAAAUGGUUUCAAAGUUUUUAAAAGGAUGGGAUAUAAAAUUUUAAAUUCUUUUGCUAAAAAUAUUGCAGAAUAUUUUAAAAAAUUGAUUCCUGGGCUUCAAUGGGAUUGUCAUCAUUUCGAUAACCAAAUUCCACAGUCGAAAUUGAUAUUAAUGUCCCAAAUAUUUAAUAAUUCACUAAAAUCUAGUCGAGAGUUAAAUCAUCGCGUUAAAUCGAUAUCAGCAUCAACUUUUUCUCCCACGGAAAUUGAUUUAUUGAAAAAUGGUGGUAAUGCUAAAGCUGCAGAAAUAUGGCUCGCAAAAUAUAAGUGGACAGAUUUUCCUGAGCCCGAUUCGGAGGAUAUUGAUUCCAUUAGGAGUUUCAUGCGUAUGAAAUAUAUUCAAAAAAAAUGGUUGGAUGAAUCCCUGUUACCUGGACAAUCUUUGAAAAUAUCUACCAACGAAAAUUUGGAUGGAAAAGAAACAUUCAUGAUUAAUCCUCCAGCUCUGAACCGCAAAUCUAGCAAUUUCACUAACAAUUCUUCGAAUGAUUCACUAAAUCGGAAUUCUAGCAUAGCAUCCAAUGACAAAAGAAAAUCUUUAGUGGGUGAUAUGAAUACUCUCAAAACCGCACUAGAAAUUAAUUGGAAUAAUAAUAAUAAUUCAAACGAGAAAAUGAUCGCUAACAUUCCGAUAUUGCCAAGACCGAAUGCAAGCAGUCUUACUAUUAAUACACCAAAACAAACAUCCAAUAUUUUAUCAAACUCAGGCCAAGAUCGUGAGUCUAAACCGGAAAAUGAGAUCGACGAUUUCUUCUCUUCAUUAAAUAACACAUCAACGCAAUUUAGUGCAUCAACACAAGCCAUCUCAAGAAAUAAAGAAACAAAUCCUUUUGAUACUGUAUUGUCAACUGCACAAAAGUUAAAGUCAGAUCCGUCAACUGACACUUACCAAGAAUUUCAAAAUUUAAGUUUGGCAGGUCUUGUAACUUUACCUGCUUCAUCACAACGAUCUUCGCGUAAUAACCCUCAGAUCACAUCAAAUUUUCAAAAUGCAAACGUCAUCGAUCUCUUUGGCAAUUCUGUAUCCUCGUCAACAACGAACCUAAAUAACAUUUCUUCUAAAAAUGUUGAUAGCGAUCUUUUUAGUGAUUUCCAGACACCAGACUUAAAUUCGAAUAUCACUGACUCACAAAACAUAACAUAUCGACAGAAAACACCUAACCAAAUAAAUUCUUCACAACCGAGUGCCAUGUCGCCUAAUUCCAAUACCUUUACUAAAAAUCCUUUUCCUACUCAUAUAUCAUCAAAUUUAUCAUCUGCACGGACAAGUACUUCGGAUUUGUCAUCUAUACUUUCAGGUUCACUUUCUGAAAACUUUAGUAUGGGAAGCCUUACUAAUAAUUCUAGUGAUAUUAAUGGCCAUAGAAGAUAUUCUGGAGCCCAUAAUUUAUUGAACAGUGGAAUACAGCAACCGGACUCAACCCUUACAGGUUCAGGGAAUCUAUUUCCAUUCGUAUCCCCUGUAGCCACAACAGUGAUUUCACAGCCACAUGGAUCUGGUCAUACUAAGAAAAUAUCUUUUGAUACAGCAUUCAGCGACUUGGAUCCGCUUAAAAAGCAAUAA
Cetraspora pellucida is the source of this 2127-nucleotide messenger RNA. NCBI's taxonomy places the organism in Eukaryota, Fungi, Glomeromycota, Glomeromycetes, Diversisporales, Gigasporaceae. The record is from the annotation of a GenBank genome assembly.